Molecule: messenger RNA, 510 nt
Organism: Papaver somniferum (opium poppy)
Lineage: Eukaryota; Viridiplantae; Streptophyta; Magnoliopsida; Ranunculales; Papaveraceae
Exons: 1
Coding region: 1-510 (169 amino acids)
Source: RefSeq, a predicted model, not a curated record
AUGUACGAAUUAAUCGCUCAUCAGUGGCCUUGGUCCAAAGGAAAGCAGCCACCCCGGUAUGAGAAGUCAAGAGACUACUGUGAGUACCACUGCUUCAACGAGAAUCGGACUGAAAAGUGCAAGAACCUCAAAAUAAUUAUCCAAAAGUUGAUUGACGCUGGUGACCUCAAGCAAUAUCUUCAGAAGGCAGAAAUCCAUGACAGGGCAAAACGAAGCAAGCAAGUCCAACUACCCAAGAGUAAUCGAACGCUCAAUACCAUUUCAUGCUCCGAAUUUAACGGCCCCUCACUGACUGCCCAGAUAGGAAAAAGAUUGAGAAAACAAUUUGAGGACCACUGCGAGCUGUACAAGAUUGAUGGAGUCGAAGUUGAUGAGCACGAAGAAUGGAUGAACGCACCGAUGACAUUCGAUGCUGAAUAUGUCGAGGAAGACAUGAAGGAACACAACGAUCCUUUAGUUCUCACGUUACCAGUAGCAGGAUGCAACGUCAAGAAGAUUUUGAUUGACUGA